AUGGCCACACAACGGGUGACGAUCAAAGGCUCUGCCGCGGUCCCGGGCAUCUACCGACUCAUCAUCAUGACCCUCGAGCCAAUCUUCGCGGUGCUCGGCGCCGUCAUGGUCCUCCACACGCCGAAUCAGUACCUCGCCGUCAUGGUGCGCAACGCGUUCCCGUACGCGCCCAACACGCAAUUCCUCUACACGCAACUCGGCGGCGGCUGGCUUCACUUCGCCUUCACCGAGGGCGUGGUCAUGCGCGUCUUUGACGACCUCGCGCUGUGGCGCGUCCUCUGUGCGGGCAUGCUCCUGAGCGACAUCGCCUACUGCCACGGCACCGCGCAGGCCGUCGGAGGCUGGGAGGUAUGGCUGGAUAGGUCCACGUGGACCGUGGAAGAUUAUGUCACCUUCUUCACGACGGCGCCAAUGGUUUUGGUGCGGAUCUUGAUUAUCCUGGGUAUUGGGAUCAGCGCCCCAAAGGAGGCAAAGGGAAAGGAGAACGAGAAGAAGCUUUAG
This is a messenger RNA of Colletotrichum orchidophilum, 501 nucleotides long. RefSeq lists its product as uncharacterized. The transcript has a single exon. The coding region runs from base 1 to 501 and encodes 166 amino acids. The record is from RefSeq and is a predicted model, not a curated record. Lineage: Eukaryota; Fungi; Ascomycota; Sordariomycetes; Glomerellales; Glomerellaceae.